This is a messenger RNA of Phymastichus coffea, 4319 nucleotides long. It is a transcript of the gene Mdr49, whose product is annotated as ATP-dependent translocase ABCB1-like. The transcript is spliced from 17 exons. The record is from RefSeq and is a predicted model, not a curated record. Lineage: Eukaryota; Metazoa; Arthropoda; Insecta; Hymenoptera; Eulophidae. Gene Ontology annotation, cellular component: membrane. Gene Ontology annotation, biological process: transmembrane transport. Gene Ontology annotation, molecular function: ATP binding; ABC-type transporter activity; ATP hydrolysis activity. The coding region runs from base 81 to 4013 and encodes 1310 amino acids.
AUCCGCAACCGUGGCGAUCGGUCGUCAGCUCGCUCGCGUGCUCAACAAGAUCAUUCUUCUUGCGUUUAUCAGAUGCAACGAUGACGAAGAAAGCGCACGACUUGAGAAAUCACAAAAAUCUACGGCUCACCAUAGCUGGUAGUAUGAAAGACACCGUGAUAUUGCAACGUCCUAUCAAAGUUAUCAAUGCUCAGGAACGAGACGAGAAGCCCGACGAGGAUGAGAAUAAAAAUUACAUUGGCGAAUCGCAAAAAAAGACGAAAACGACAAAAGGAGAAUGUAAGUCAUCUACACCCGUACCAUUUUUCAAAUUGUUUAAAUACUCGACGGCCUGUGAGAAAUGUUUAAUGGUUCUCGGAACGUUAACCGCCAUCGUCACUGGUGUAGCCAUUCCAACCAAUAUUUACAUCUUCGGUAAACUGGUGGGCGAUAUGGUGAAAGCGCAAUUAGCCAUCAUAGGCGGCAACGUGUCGUUAGCCGAAAAUAUAACGAUACCGGAUGGACUGGCAGCGGAAAACACAUCAGCAGCCACGAACACGUCGACCGAUUUUAUCAUGGAUGCCGUGACGAAAUUCGCGAUUGGAAAUUGCAUAAUUGGAUCCAUCUUGCUGGCGUUCAGUUAUAUCGGCAUAAUGCUGUUUAAUUAUACUGCGCUCAAGCAGAGUUUUCGAGUUAGGACGAUGUAUCUUCGCUCGGUGUUACAUCAAGAUAUCGCUUGGUAUGAUGUGUCGAAGAGCGGGGAAGUGGCCAGUCGACUGACGGAGGACGUAAUAAAGUUCGAAGACGGGAUAGGCGAGAAAGUGCCGAUGUUUCUGCACAAUUUAUUCGCCUUUAUUGGCAGCAUAGCCUUGGCAUUCGGCAUAGGCUGGAAGCUGACAUUGGUGUGCAUGGCGACGGUGCCGAUAAUGACAAUCGUCCUCGCUUUCAUCGUGCGCGUGAGCUCGGUGCUGACCCGCCGCGAAGUAGAGGUGUACGCCGUUGCCGGCUCCAUCGCCGAAGAAGUGCUCGCUGGCAUUCGGACUGUGGCGGCAUUCGCCGGGCAGCGCAAGGAGCUCGCGCGAUACACCGGCAGCCUCGACAAGACCUACGGCAAUAACGCGAAGAAGGGCUUGUUGUCGGGAGUGGGUCUGGGGGUGCUCUGGCUGAGCAUGUACUGCAGCUACGCGCUGUCUUUCUGGUAUGGCGUCACUCUCAUUCUCGACGAGCGGCACUUGCCUCACGAGCUGCAGACUUACAAUGCCACGUCCAUGACCACGGUAUUCUUCAGCAUAAUGAUGGGCGCCAUGAGCUUAGGAGCUGUCACGCCGUUCGUCGAAGCUUUCGGCGUUUCGAAAGCUGCCUCGAGCAAAGUUUUCUCCAUAAUUGAACGGAAGCCUGCGAUCGACAGUUUGUCCGAUAACGGAGAGAAGCCGACUGAUGUCAGAGGCUCGAUUGAAUUCAAAAGUGUUUCUUUCGAGUAUCCCUCGAGAUCUGAAGUGAAGGUUUUGAAAAGUUUGAGCUUCACCGUGAAAAAAGGAGAAACGGUCGCUCUAGUCGGCAGUUCGGGAUGCGGAAAGUCAACCUGUAUUCAGUUACUUCAACGAUUUUAUGAUCCUAAAGACGGACAGAUUUUCAUCGACAAUUACGACCUUAAAGACCUGAAUGUGAAAUGGCUGAGAAGUUGUCUUGGUGUCGUAGGCCAAGAGCCAGUACUUUUCAAUACGACGGUAGCCGAGAAUAUUCGUUAUGGCGAUCUAUAUGCGCCCAUGGAAAAAAUUAUUCAAGCCGCGAAAGAAGCAAAUGCGCACGAUUUCAUCAUGAAAUUACCCAACAAAUACGAUACUUUGGUUGGCGAAAAAGGCACUCAAAUCUCGGGAGGACAGAAGCAAAGAAUAGCAAUUGCAAGAGCGCUUAUUAGAAAUCCGCACAUUUUACUUUUGGACGAAGCGACAUCGGCCCUUGACACACGUAGUGAAUCAAAAGUUCAGGCUGCUCUGGAUAAAGCACAUAAAGGAAGAACCACAAUCAUUGUAGCUCACAGACUUUCAACAAUAAGGAACGCUGACAAAAUAAUCGUGAUAUCGAAGGGUAGCGUGGUCGAAGAAGGAAAGCACGAUUAUUUGAUGCAGCUCAAAGGACAUUAUCAUUCAUUAGUCACUGCUCAGGUUUCUAUUGUCCCUACAGGUGGGCAAAGCAACGAUACUGGCAAUCAAGUUGACGAGGAUGAAGAAAUGGAACUGAUUCGUCAAAAGACGGAGACUAUCGAGAAGUCCAGGUCUGACGAGCCAAGCGUAUCAACAUGGCGUAUUUUGCAAUUAAAUAAGCAGGAAUGGCUUUUCAACGUUAUAGCUUGUAUAACAUCAAUAGUUACUGGAUUUUCCAUGCCGCUAUUUUCAAUACUCUUCGGUGAUAUUAUUGGGGUUUUAUCCCGCCCAAAUCCAGACGAUGUGCGGAGUGAAACAAACGUAUAUUCCUUGUACUUCGUCAUCACCGGAAUAUUAAUCGGGUCUACCAGUUUUAUUCAAGUUUACCUAUUCCGGAUCGCGGGUGAACGGCUGACGAUGCGAUUGCGAGGCCAUCUAUUCGAAGCGAUGCUGCGCCAAGAAGUCGGUUGGUACGACGAACCAGCCAACGGCACCGGAGCCCUGUGCUCGAAAUUAUCGACGGACGCGGCGGCCGUUCAAGGUGCGAUCGGUCAACGAAUCGGUACCAUCUUUCAAUCCUGCAGCACGAUCGCUCUGUCGGUCGGUUUGGCGCUGUAUUACGAGUGGCGGUUGGGUCUCGUCGGUAUGACUUUCAUACCGCUCAUCAUGGUGGUGACUUACGCCCAAGGUUUGCUGUUCAGACAGGAGACUUUGAACUACCACAACUCUCUCGAGGUUUCGACGAAGAUUGCCGUCGAAGCGGUGUCCAAUGUGCGCACGGUCAUCGGUCUCUGCAGGGAGGAUACGUUCUUUCAGUCCUACGUGAACUCGAUGGUACCUUCGCUGAACUUAGGCGUGCGGAAUACGCACUUCAGGGGAUUGGUCUUUGGUAUGGCAAGAGCUGUAAGUUACUUCGCUUACGCAGCUUGCAUGUACUACGGUGGAUAUCUCAUGAAAAACGACGGCCUGUUCUACGCCACUGUUUUCAAAGUAUCUCAAGCACUCAUCAUGGGAACGGUAAUGGUGGCGAACGCAUCGGCUUUCGCGCCGAACUUGCAGAAAGGCUUGAUAGCCGCCGAGCAGAUAAUCAAUCUAAUCGAGAGGAAACCCGCGAUCGAAGAUCCUGACUCUGCGUCAAACGAUAAUUGGGUCAGCCAAGCGAAAGUUGAUUAUAAACAAGUGAGCUUUGAGUAUCCAACGAGACCCGGCGUUGCUGUCCUGAAUCAACUGCAACUCAAUAUUCCUAGCGGACUGACGGUCGCUCUUAUCGGUGCGAGCGGCUGUGGAAAGAGUACGAUCAUUCAGCUGCUCGAACGAUUUUACGAUCCCAAUUCUGGCGUUAUCGAGUUGAGUGAAACUGACAUCAGAAGCGCAACGCAAUCAGAACUGCGGAAGCAACUGGGCCUCGUCUCUCAAGAACCAACGCUAUUCGCGCGCACCAUCGCCGAAAAUAUUGCCUACGGGGACAACGACCGCGACGUGCCGAUGGCCGAGAUAAUCGACGUCGCCAAAAAGGCGAACAUACACAAUUUCGUAUCGUCACUGCCGCUCGGUUACGAGACCACGCUGGGCGAUCGCGGCACGCAGCUCUCGGGCGGACAGAAGCAGAGAAUCGCCAUUGCCAGAGCUUUACUCAGGAAUCCCAAGGUCCUGCUGCUCGACGAGGCUACUUCUGCUCUGGAUUCGGAGAGCGAGAAGGUCGUUCAAGCUGCACUCGAUGAAGCGAAAGCAGGCAGGACCUGCAUACUCAUCGCGCAUCGAUUGUCGACGGUGAAAGACGCGGACAAGAUUUGCGUCGUCGAUCGCGGUACCGUUGCCGAGAGUGGCACUCACAAUGAGCUCAUCGAGACGAAAGGCAUGUAUUACGAACUGCUCUGCCUGCAGAAUUAAACAAUUCACAAGUUGUAAGAAUGAAAACUUACUUCAUUGACAACUGGUCGAAUGUAAUGGUUGAUGAUCGAAUGAUAAAAAUGUGAAUAUAUACCUUUUCUAAAAAUAACUUAAUUAUAGUUACAGUAGAAGCGAUAUAUCUAUAUAUAUUCUGUAUAUCAAAUCUAUAUUUCAGAUUGCUUUUAUAUCUUUUUUAAGCGUUACAUUAUAAGUUGAUAUACUAUUAUGAUUAUUAUAUUAAUGAAUUUAUCGUUUUCUAUUUUACGUUUUCUUAUACGAAAAUUUUCUUAUAAGUAAGAAUAAAAU